UAAAGGGUUCCGAGAAGGGACGAGAAGACGUCGUUAACGACGAGCGCCACUACUGUUUCCGGAGUUGUUAUUAGCGAGGUAGCUGCUAAUCUUCGUCUCGCCGCGAUCGGCGUUCGUGGGAUGGCUUGAAGUACUAUACGUGCGAGCAGAGAGCAAUGGCGCCACGCAUCAUUCAACUCGGGCUCGUUACCGUGCUCUUCAUGCUGCUGUUGGCAUCGGCGGCGGCUCUGAUCUCCGGAGCUCAUGGAGCACGCCACCGCCUCGCGGCCGCAGAUGACGGCAGCAAACGCCGCCUAGUAGGGGUCGUGGAGCAGCAGGCGCGCGACGACGCGGUGGCCACCGGGAGGUGGUCUGCGACCGUCAGGAAAGGCGUUGGCGGCGGCCAUGGCCACGGUGGACGCGGCCACGGACGCGGUCACGGGCGCGGACACGGCAACGAACGCGGGCACGGCACGCCGGAGACGCCUGCCGUGUCGUACCCUCGCACGGUCGUCGGCAACGGCAACUACCGCCACGGCCGCAGCGCCGCGGCUACCACGACGGCGGGCCCUGCAGGCCGGCCGGCUGCCGCGCGCGCCGUGCUCGUUGCAGCGGCCCUUCUGCUGCUGCUGCUUCGUCUCUGAUCUCCUCGAUCGCUCACCGACAUUGUUUGUUUGGUGGAACGAUUUCAUAUUUUAUCUUGUUUCUGGUGGGAUCGACGAUGGAUGUUGAAAUUGAAUGCCUCGUUUAGUAGUGGUUCCAUUUGGACACGAUGUUGCACGUCUCUGAGCUCUUGCGAGGAUGGAAAGAACAACGAACAAUCUCUUUCCGAUU
Setaria italica (foxtail millet) is the source of this 813-nucleotide messenger RNA. RefSeq lists its product as uncharacterized. The coding region runs from base 156 to 623 and encodes 155 amino acids. Lineage: Eukaryota; Viridiplantae; Streptophyta; Magnoliopsida; Poales; Poaceae. The record is from RefSeq and is a predicted model, not a curated record. The transcript has 2 exons.